Messenger RNA from Porites lobata, 1715 nucleotides. Lineage: Eukaryota; Metazoa; Cnidaria; Anthozoa; Scleractinia; Poritidae. The record is from the annotation of a GenBank genome assembly.
AUGAACGGAGAGUACCACCGUCUAAAUACUUUGGGAUGGAAAGAAAAUCCCAAGAAAAACGCCGGUAUUUUUUCCAUUCUUUUCUACCGGUGGGUUGGGGAGAUUGUUGCCAUCGGCAACAAGUGCCCCAUUGAAAUCGACGAUCUUUUCCCUUUACUGAGCGAGGACAAAACUGAAACUUCAGCUGAAAACCUCCAACGGACAUGGAGCAAAGAGAAGGCAAAAGGUGUCGCUGUGACAGACAGAAGAGGUUAUCGACUGUUCAGAGCUCUUAUCCAAAUGUUUCCUUGGACUUACCACCUGUCUGUUGCGAGCGCUGCUUUGUUAGCCGGCGUUUGCAAUGUCCUUCAGUGCGUGUUUUUGAGUUUGUUGUUAGCGCAGUUUGUGAAGUCUUCCUCCUCUGGUCGCUGGCUGAUGUACGUCUAUGCUGCUGGCAUUUGUCUUAGUUCACUGGUGCGCGCCAUUGCUACUCCCCAAUGGAUAUUUCAUGCUUAUUUAAUAGCUCUUAGGUGGAAAUCAGGAACUCUAGCGGUCAUCUAUAAAAAGGUGAGAAAACACAUGCGACAAGUUGUCUAAGCUCUAAUCGACAAACAAACACACAUGUUAUCUGGUCAAUUACCAAUUCAAGUCUCAUAUUAAAUGAGUAGCAACAUUCCACCUUGGAAUGCGCUCUAACAAUUAAGUCUGGAAUAUCCGGUCUCUUAUGCUAAGCCAGUCUGAGCGUAUUUCGAGAUAGAUCCCGCCAACGAGUCCCUACUUACUACCCCAGCGCGUGAGAAAUGUGAGAGUGCAGGGGCACCCAACGACAAUUUUCGGAAGAAUAUCUGUUCGGAAGACGAUUUGAGAACUAAAAUUUUCGAAACAUUUGUUGGAAAAUUUCUUCCUUGCCUGCCUCUCCUAGGAUUUUCGAACAUCUAAAAAAUUGUAUAAUUGCAAAUUUUUAACGGCUUUUUACCCUAAAAAGGACACCUAGAAUUUUCGGGAGCCUCUUUUCUGGCUGAAAUUUUCGGAAAGGUCAGUUUUGAUCCCUAUAAUUUUCGGAUCACUAGACUUUCAGCUAGGAAAUCCGAACAGAUGAAAAAUUUUUAGGGGAUAAAAAUAUGCCUAUAUCUACCGUUUAAAUACUAAAAUACGUUUAACAAUGAUAUGUUUAAGUGGUUUUGAACUAUAUUCUCGUUGGGUGCCCCUGAGAGUGAGAAAUGUUAACUUUCAAAAUUUUUUAAAGAGCUGAAGUUGAAAUAAUUAGCUUGUAUUCGUGCAUGCUUCAUCGGUAAUUAUUACAAUUAUUACAUAUCUUUUUAAUUCAUUAUAUCUCUGAAACGUAGGUCUUGAGUUUGAAUCAGGAGGAUUUAUUAAAUGUAACAAGUGGCUGGAUCAUUAACCUUGUCGCUGGUGACCUUCAACGUUUUGAACUUUCCGCAUUGAGCAUAUUUCUCCUACCUCAAGCUGUAUUAGAAGUGUGUAGUAUCUCUUGUCUAAUGGUGUACUUCUUUGGGUGGAAAUCUCUGUCAGGGGUUGCUUUUAUGGUCAGUCUUUCGUUAUAUUACGGAAUAGCUGGACAAGUCAGCUUAAGACUACGAACGAAAAUUUCUCGUGUGGCGGAUCAACGCGUGGAUGUGAUGAAUUCCAUCAUUUCUGGAAUUCGUGCCGUCAAGAUGUAUGCUUGGGAGGGAUCGUUCAUGGAAAAAGUCAAACGGCUUCGAAGGUAUAUUACA